GCAGGCUGGGCUGGCGGCGUGGGGCGGCUCCCGGCGGCGGAGGCUGCUGGUUCCAGUCGGCCAGCUCAGUGCGGCGGCGGCUGCUGCGUCUGCGGACGGCGGCGGCUCUGCGGGACUCGGGGCCACGCUCUCACCUGCGCCGCACCGCCUGGCGCCGGAGCGCGGCGCUCACGGUUUGCUCCGAGGCCACGUUGAUGUGACGCAGGGAGUCACCUUUGACAGCAUCACUGGGGAGAGGCUGUCUUUCUCAUUAAAAAGCCACGUGGAGAACAAAUAGCAGAGGAGCCAAGUGCCAGCGCCCCAUCUUGUAGUGUCAUCAAUAUGUUUUUUAAAACAUCAAGACAGAGGACUUGCGCAUGAAGAAAAGGAUUUGUUCAUCAGUGUUAUUUUUAGCAGCGUUUAAGAGUUCUGUCUUCCUGGGUACACGGCCCUGUGAAACCUAAGACAUAAAGGUCUUCCCGGCCUCUUCAGAGCAGUUUUGUCUCCCGGAACUUUAUUUGCUUGCCCUGUUUUUACUCAUCCAAGUCCUCAGAGGCUGUGGCUCAGGGAAGACAUGGACUUGGGAACUCGGGCUGCCCUGCAGGGCUGCAGUGGGCUUCAGCGGACGGUUCUAGAGGACGUCCAUCGCCGUCCGAGCCCGCAGCCCGAAGCGUGGGUCCUGGUGUCGAUGCAGACCGUGGCUUGAGGAUGGCCUGGGUGAAGUUCCUGCGGAAGCCUGGGGGCAGCCUCGGGAGGGCCUACCAGCCGGGCAGCACGCUGUCGCUGGCGCCCACCAAGGGCCUGCUAAACGAACCUGGGCAGAACAGCUGCUUCCUCAACAGCGCUGUGCAGGUCUUGUGGCAGUUGGACAUAUUCCGACGAAGCUUGCGGGUUCUGACUGGGCAUGUUUGUCAAGGAGAUGCCUGCAUAUUUUGUGCACUGAAGACCAUGUUCGCGCAGUUUCAGCACAGCCGGGAGAAGGCCUUGCCCUCCGACACCAUCCGGCACGCCCUUGCCGAGAGCUUUCGGGACGCCCAGCGCUUCCAGCUGGGCCUCAUGGACGACGCUGCCGAGUGCUUCGAGAACAUCCUGGAGCGGAUCCACUUCCACCUGGUGCCCAGCAGCGACACCGACAUGUGCACCUCCAGGUCCUGCAUCGCCCACCAGAAGUUCGCCAUGACUCUGUAUGAGCAGUGCGUGUGUCGUAGCUGCGGAGCCUCUUCAGACCCUCUGCCUUUCACGGAGUUUGUGCGGUACAUUUCGACGACGGCCCUCUGCAAUGAAGUUGAGAGAAUGCUAGAGAGGCACGAGCGCUUCAGGCCCGAGACGUUUGCAGAACUGCUGCAAGCGGCCAACACCGCCGACGACUACAGGAAGUGCCCGAGUAAUUGUGGCCAAAAAAUAAAAAUCCGCCGUGUGUUAAUGAACUGCCCAGAGGUCGUCACAAUUGGCUUGGUCUGGGACUCGGAGCAUUCUGACCUGACCGAGGACGUCGUUCGGAACCUGGCAACACACCUCUACCUUCCUGGGCUGUUCUACAGGGUGACGGACGAGAGCGCCCGGAGCAGCCAGCUGCAGCUGGUGGGCCUGAUCUGCUACGCCAGCCGGCACUACUGCUGCUUCGCCUUCCACACCAAGACCUCCAAGUGGAUGCUCUUCGACGACGCAAAUGUGAAGGAGGUUGGAGCUCGCUGGAAAGACGUGGUCUCCAAGUGCACCCGGGGUCACUUCCAGCCACUGCUCUUGUUUUAUGCCAACCCAGACGGCACGGCGGUCUCCACUGAGGAUGCACUCAGGCAGGUGGUCACCUGGUCACAUUACAAAUCUGUUGCAGAAAAUAUGGAACGUGAGAGGUCUACAGUUUAUAAGUCGGAUAAUUGCAGAGAAAAUGAGUGUAGCGAUCACAGAAAACCGAGAGAAGGUCAGAACCUUCAGAGUGAGGUUUCCUCAUUUAACCGGAGCCCUGUUCAGGCAAGCGGAGGGAGAGGAGCAGUUAAGUUGAGCCACAGUGAUCAGAGGGAAAAGAUAAAAGACAUCUCCAGAGAAUGUGCUCUGAAGGCCAUCCAACAGAGAAACUUGCUCUCUGCACAGAGGAAAGAUUUAGAAAAGGGGCAGAGGAAGGACACAGCCAGACCCAGAGGUGUGUCUGACGAGGAGCCCUCACAUCUCAAGCUGGGGUCACCGUCUGCCCCCAGUGGCUUUGGGAGACAGUGCAGUGUGCAGCUGUGCCACAGUCCAGGGAAGGAGCCCUGUCGACAGGAGCGAGUGGCCUGUCGGGGUCGAGCUGCUGGGCACACGGCCAGUCCCAGCCAGUCCCAGGCACCUGCUGCAGGAGAGAGAACAGCCGGCAAGGUCAGCGGCAGCGCCGGACGUGGCUCGGACAGCAGCCGGGGCUCCCGGGACAGAGCACGUGGCCGCAGCCGGGGCCGCGGCUGGAGGCCCCUGAGGGAGGCCUUGAACGUGGACAGUGUGUUCAGGGAGAGUGGGAGGAGACCGCACAGCCCACGGCACCCGUCCAGCUGCAGGGACAGGCCCCAGGAUGGCCAGGAGCAGGCCUGCGACAGCUGGUCCAGAGGGAGCGGGAAGCCAGAGGGGCUGGUGACCAUCUACGAGGACGAAGGCAAGCCAGAGACGGGAAGCAGGAGCUCCCUGGACUCCAGCGGGAAGGGCGCAGGGAGGAGGAGAGGCCCCGCAGAGCGCGGCACACCCGGGGACGGCUGGCAGAUGCAGAGGACUGAGUCCGGGUACGAGAGCAGCGACCACGUCAGCAGCGGCUCUGCCAGCCUGGACGCGGCGGCUGCCGAUGGAGAUGGCCCCGUGGAAGCCAGCGGUGCUGUUGCGGAAGCAGGGCCCUGCAGUGACCAGAGCAAGAUGAGUAGCCCAAACCCAGAGGGUGCAGACUGUGCCUCCCUCCAGAGUGGACACCAUGCAGGAGAUUUUAGAAGACGACAUAGGGACUUGGAACCAGGCUGUGGAUCCCCUGAGCUCCAGCCAGAGUCACAUCUGCAAGUAAAAAGUCAUUUGGUGAAAAGGCCACAUGCCCGUGAAACCAGUGGAAACUGCCUGCCUUCACCUGGCCCCCAAAUACUGAAGGACAGUACUGCAAGGGAACAUACCCAUCAGUCAGGUCAGCAGGAAUCUGGAAGAGCAGGCGGAGGCAGAUUCUCUGCAUGGCUCAGUAGAGACCAUUCCGAGAGGGCAGCUGUGCCUUUUCACCUCGGUGACAGUUCACCUGGAAAGACAGUGAACAGUGAUGAAAUGGCCUCCCCGUCUUCACCCCGUUCUCCACGUCCCAGGGCUGUUCAGCAGCAGACCAUGACAGCGCCAUGCUGCUAUGAGAACUCUCCCUCCAGGGCACGUGUGAUUCAGCCAGCCUGCAGAUCUGAUGGGCGCCAAGUGCCAGAACUUCUUUGUCAACUUACGCCACCACCGUUGCCACCAAAGAAAUAUGCUGUUACUAGCGUGCCACCGUCAGAGAAAAGUGACUCUGUGCCCGAUGUCAGACUUACUGAGGUGUUCAGCAGUUCUGCCAGACCAAGUGCAGCGUCAGAGCCAGGUUCAGAAUUCGGUACGUGUACAAACCACCAGAGAUGCAGAGAAAGCCUUCGAGUGAAGCAGUGCACAGGCAGCGGAGCCCCCCGCCUCUUCAGCGCUGCAGCUUGCGGGUUUCAGGCACACUCGGCUGCCGUUGCCGAGGCACCCUGCCGGCCAGAACGGGACUCCAGCUCUCCGUGCCCAAGUGAGACGGUCUCCUUCACUACCUAUUUUUCAGUUGACAGCUGCAUGACAGAUACAUACAGACUGAAAUACCAUCAGAGGCCCAAGCUCUGCUUUCCAGAGAACAGUGGCUCUUGUCACAGCCCUUCACCACCUCAAAGUGGUGAGGUGUAGGGCCUUUCACCUGAUGGCCCUGGCCACACUGCCCUCCCGCAAGCCCAGCACGCACUGUAGCAGGCAGAUGAUGGAGCCUGCCAGCUUAUCCGCAGAGGCCCUUAAGUUCCUACUGACCAAACCUAGUGACCAAUAAAAUUAGACCCCUGGCAUUGUAAAAUCAGAUACACACACACACACACACACACACACACACCGCGCGCGUGUGCACGCAUAAAUGAGUAGAACUAUAACGUUACAAUGUUUUGCUCUGUGAUGAUCAAUUUAUUGGAUAUUUCGGAAGUUCACUUUGAAUAUCUUGGCAUAACUUGAAAAGCAGAAAGUCAGGGAGUAUAUAAUAUUAUUUGCCAUAUGUAACAGUUGAAUGAAUUAAAUUUGUCCCCCUCUUAUCUGGCUGGUAGACUGUAAGUAUCACACUGGCCAGUUCUCGUGUAAACUGCAUGUCACCUGCCAGCAGCCCAUGGGUCUGGUCAAAGCAGCGUCUGCCUUUUGAAGACACUUUUUGAUGGAGUCUGUCCCUGACUUCUGCCACACCUGAGCCCUUCAAGUGUCUUUAAGAAAAAUCGACCAUGAGUUUUAUAGCAUUUUGGGGAAAAUGCCUUAAUGAUUAAUGAUUUUUAAAAUUUCAAGGUGAGAACUAAUUUCACUCCUAGAACUUUUAUCUUCAGAGUUAGCUGGUUAAAGUAAAUAGACUUUUAACUAUUGUAUGUGUUCAUAAGUACUGCUUUAGCAAGAUGAGAAGUCAAAUUAUGUAAAUUUUAGUAUAUUUAUUUAUUUUGUUACAUCUUUUUUUCUAAUUUUAUGUGAAAUGCUUUGGGCUGCUAAUAACCAGUGUUAGGAUUCAAACCUUGAGUCUUCUUAACUGGAACUGUCAAACUGCCUGUUUCCUCUGCUCCCUUCUUACUUGCUCCUGGGUCAAUUCAUUUUACUCUAUAGACUUCAGAUGAACUUCCUUCCUUUCAUAGAGAGGGUUUAAUUUUAAUGAAAUGUGUAACUAAUUUGGGCAGCCUUCCAAUUUUUUCUUCCACCAAUAGUUUUACCCUCACUACCUUUAUGGAGAGUGCUUUCUUUAAAAAGUAAAGGGAUUUUCAUAUGAUGAACUUAGGAGCAAAAACAACUUCCUUUAACUGCCUUAUAUCUCACUAGUUGUCAGUUUAUUUUAUACUAAGCUGAUAACCUAAUUGGGACUUAGAAUAGUUUUAUAGUGUCUGUUCCAGAGAAUAUAGAAUUAUAGAAUGAAAGUUUUCUUUACAUUCCUAAAUGAAAAACUUCAUAACUUUAUAAUAUACUAGUAAAUUUAAUCUUGACCAAUUCCAUAAAUUAUGGUAAAUUAUUCCAAAAUGUAAGUGGUUAAAAAUGAAGACUUUCAGAUAACAGAAUAUGAUUAUGAAAGGUAACCUCAGAAUUUGUCAGAAUUUGGCCAGACUAUCUUCUGCCUGUAGAGAACUUACUAGCCUUUUCUACCUGUAAGUUAUCUUUUUAUAUGCUCUCAAUUUAGAAAUACUUGAAUAUCAACUAAAUUUUUAUCUUUUCAGAAAACUUGUUUUUAAGUUUUUAUAAUGGUAGCUUUGUAAAUAAUGUAAGGUUUAUAGAAUUGUAUUUGAAAUAUCAAUGUUUUUCAUUGCUGCUUUGAUAACAUUGUAAAAUACUAGAAGAGGGGGCUUCAAGUAUUUUUUAAGACUUUCAAAAGCUUUGUGUGGGCACAUUUUAACUUCUAUUUGGUCAAGAUGUCCAGUUGGGAAUAUAUUAACUGAAACAUUUAGUCUAAUUUCUGUAUUUAAUAGCAGUUUCAUGAAUCUACCUUUUCAACCCCAUUUAGUUGCAAACAUUAAAUAGCAAUGUCCAUUUUUGCCUUUUAAUGUACUGUUAAGAAAACUCCUAUGUAAUUUAGUACUAAACAAACCAGAACCCAUUUGGUUUUGUUGAUUCAGCACUCCAGAAAGAUUCAGUCCAUACUUACCAACUAAUCAUUCACAUGUAAAAUUUCUACUUCUGGGGGCCUGUUAUUUUUAUAGAUAUUUCCAUGUUAUAAGCUUAUAACUUUGUAAUACAGACAAUAUUAUUGAAAUGCUUAAAAUACUUGUCUUCAGAAUUAUAUUUUCAUGUGAAAUCAGUUUCUUUUGGUUCAAAAGUUUUUAAGAUAAAAGUUUAAUUCAACAUG
Molecule: messenger RNA, 6031 nt
Organism: Sciurus carolinensis (gray squirrel)
Lineage: Eukaryota; Metazoa; Chordata; Mammalia; Rodentia; Sciuridae
Gene: Usp53
Product: ubiquitin specific peptidase 53
Exons: 16
Coding region: 688-3870 (1060 amino acids)
Biological process (GO): response to auditory stimulus; sensory perception of sound; protein deubiquitination
Cellular component (GO): cell-cell junction
Molecular function (GO): cysteine-type deubiquitinase activity
Source: RefSeq, a predicted model, not a curated record